Dioscorea cayenensis subsp. rotundata (Guinea yam) is the source of this 1260-nucleotide messenger RNA. Its product is annotated as protein trichome birefringence-like 21. Bases 1 to 1260 code for a protein of 419 amino acids. The transcript is spliced from 2 exons. The record is from RefSeq and is a predicted model, not a curated record. Gene Ontology annotation, molecular function: O-acetyltransferase activity. Lineage: Eukaryota; Viridiplantae; Streptophyta; Magnoliopsida; Dioscoreales; Dioscoreaceae. Gene Ontology annotation, cellular component: Golgi apparatus.
AUGUCCAAUGGGAAAAGUUUCAAAUGUUUACAUGCAGUGGUUCCUAUGCCAAUCUUCAUUCUCCUCUUGUUCACCAUCAUCUUCAUCUAUAACCAUUCUUGGAUUCAAACUUAUCUUGUAAACUCUUCAUCUUUAUCAUCUUUGUCAUCAUUUUCAUCAGCAAGUUCUUUGUCAUCAAACACUGGUUUGAAAAACAAGUUAGAGUGUGAUAUAUCAAAGGGGGAAUGGAUUGGAGAUGAAGCUGCACCAUAUUACACCAACAACACUUGCUGGAUGAUUCAAGAACACCAGAACUGCAUGAAGAAUGGGAGGCCUGACAUGGACUUCUUGAAGUGGAGAUGGAAGCCAGAUGAUUGCGAGCUACUUCGUUUCGCACCCGAGAAGUUCUUGGAAAUUUUCCGGGGAAAGUCACUGGCUUUCGUCGGAGAUUCACUCACCAGGAAUCAAAUGCAGUCUUUGAUGUGCCUUUUGUCGAAGGUUGAGUACCCGAAGGAUGUCUCAAACUCGAGCGAUGAGAACUUCAGACGCAUGUACUACAAGACUUACAACUUCACCGUAUCGAUAUUCUGGUCUCCGUAUCUUGUGAAAGCUGAAGAGCCAAAAUCAGAAGGCUCGAUGAUAGAUCGAAUGUGGAAGCUUUAUCUUGAUGAAGUCGAUGAAAAUUGGGCAUCGAAAAUUGAUGAGUUCGACUAUGUGAUCGUCUCUGAUGGGACUUGGUUCACCCGGCCAUUGUUGUUCUAUGAGCAGAAGAGUAUCACAAAGUGUCAGUAUUGUGAGAUAGAGAGUGUUGAGCUGGUGACACUGAACUACUUCCAUAGAAUGGCCUUUAGAACAGCAUUGCAGGCCAUUAAUAAGUUGGAUAAAUAUAAAGGGGUGACCAUUGUGAGGACUAUUUCACCACCACAUUUUGAGAAUGGAGAGUGGGAUAAUGGAGGUGAUUGUGUUAGGACAAGACCAUUUGGGAGGAAUGAGACAGAGUUGCUGGAAGGGUAUGCAGAGAUGUACAGAAACCAAGUUGAAGAGCUUGAGAGAGCGAGGAUGGAGGGGGUGAAGAGAGGUCUAGAAUUCAGGUUGCUGGACAUGACCGGAGCUAUGUUGUUAAGGCCGGACGGGCACCCGAGCCGAUACAUGAGCGAAGGAGCAAAUGGUGGCAGCCAAAGCAAGCGCAGAGAUUGCGUGCAUUGGUGCCUGCCUGGUCCUGUUGAUGUGUGGAAUGAUAUGCUGUUUCAUAUGCUUCACAAAGCUGCAAAUUUGAUGUAG